Molecule: messenger RNA, 1023 nt
Organism: Suncus etruscus (white-toothed pygmy shrew)
Lineage: Eukaryota; Metazoa; Chordata; Mammalia; Eulipotyphla; Soricidae
Product: 2-acylglycerol O-acyltransferase 3-like
Exons: 7
Coding region: 1-1023 (340 amino acids)
Biological process (GO): triglyceride biosynthetic process
Cellular component (GO): endoplasmic reticulum membrane
Molecular function (GO): diacylglycerol O-acyltransferase activity
Source: RefSeq, a predicted model, not a curated record
AUGGAAGACUCCAAGGACCCCCUCCGACCCUCCCCCAAAACCUCUUGGAAGCAGUGUCUGAACAUCCUGGGUGCCUACCAGCACAUAAUGAACUUUCUAAUCAUAGGACCCUUCUUCUCCUUCCUCACCAUCUACCUUCUCUUCACGCCGCUCUGGUGGCUGUCUGUGCUCUAUGGGGUCUGGCUGAUCAUCGACUGGGACACACCCCAGAAAGGUUGCCGGAGCUUCAAAUGGAUAAGGAAAUGUGUUAUUUGGAACUACAUGAGGGAUUAUUACCCCAUCAAGCUGGUCAAGACAGCCGAGCUGCCCCCCGACAGAAACUACGUGCUGGGCGCGCACCCUCAUGGCAUCAUAUGCACGGGACCCACCUGCAACUUCCUCACCGGGAGCACCGGCUUCUUCGAGCUAUUCCCUGGGCUGCACUUGAAUUUAGCCACUCUGGUCUUCUUUUUCUUCCUGCCGCUCUUUCGGGAUUACCUCAUGGCCCUAGGCCUGUGCCCAGUGAGCCGCCAGAGCCUGGAUUUCCUGCUGUCAAGUCGCCCCUCAGGGCAGGCCGUGGUCAUCAUGGUGGGGGGCGCCCAGGAGGCGAUGAAUGCCAUCCCUGGGGUGCACCGUCUGACACUACGCAACCGCAAAGGAUUCGUGCGCCUGGCGCUUAGGCACGGGGCCUCCCUGGUGCCAGUGUACUCAUUUGGGGAGAACGACAUCUUCAAGGUCAAGAGCUUCAAGGUGGGGACCUGGCAGUAUGCAGUGCAGGUCACCUUCAAGAAGAUUGUAGGAUUCCCCCCAAACAUCUACUGGGGGCACAGCCCCUUUUCCCCAAAUUUCUGGGGGUUGCUGCCCCUGCCCAAGCCCAUCACCACUGUGGUGGGCCGCCCCAUCCCGGUGCCCCAGGUGCACCAGCCCUCCGAGGACCAGGUAAACCACUACCACCAGCUCUACAUGCGCGAGCUGCAGCAGCUGUUCGAGGAGCACAAGAUCAACUAUGGGGUGCCUGCCUCUGUGCAGCUCACCUUAGUCUAG